AUGACAGAUACUGUGAGCAGGCUGUCAAGUGGAAAGAAGAAAACAGUGAAAAUUUUUAGAGCGUUCAUUUUACAGUAUUUUAACUCUGAGGAUUGCAACCUUUUUCUGAUUGAAAAAUUGAAUACAGCUGCAAACUUUCUCAGUCUUGAGGAAAUUUGUUCCAUCUGCAUCAUGGGAAGGCCUUUGUUUUUGUAUGUAUUUUUAUUCUACUGGCAUUUCCUAAAUGCUUUAUUCACAGUUGAAGCUCCUCAGUCACUCUGCAUUGUGGAACGUGGGAACAAUGUGACCAUGGAAUGCACAUUUCCAGUGAAUGGGAAGUUAGAGUUUAGAGAUUUAAGUGUCAGCUGGGAUAAGAAAGAUGAGUUGAAGCAGGUUUAUGUACUUCGCAAAGGAGAGGAAGACCUCAAAAAUCAGCACAAUGACUUUAAGGGAAGAAUAAAAUUGUUGAAAGAGAAUCUGAACUUGGGACAGUCUGUCCUUCAGAUCACUAACGUGAAGCUCAGAGAUGCAGGAAUUUACCGCUGUGUUGUUGCCUAUGGGGGAGCUGACUACAAGACAAUCCACCUGAAAGUUAAGGCUCCUUACAGAAUUAUAAACCAAGGAGUGGAGAGCACAGGACACAACGAAUGGAAGUUGACAUGUCAGUCAGAAGGAUACCCAGCAGCUGAAGUGAUAUGGCAAAAUAGAAACUACGAAGAUUUGACUUAUAAGGCAAACACAAAAUUUGAAACUGCAUAUGACCAGUUGUACCGUGUGACAAGUACCCUCACAAUCAAAAGUGGAAUUGAUGACAUUUUUUACUGUAUAUUCUGGAAUAAAGAGCUGCAAGAAAAUACAACUGCCAUUUUACACCUAGCAGAUUCAACUGAUGGCAUUCUCCAGACUAAGAGCAGACGCUUUGUUGGAGCAACUCUCAUUGCAACUGCUUUUGUUGGAUCAGUGCUUCUGUUUCUGCUCUGCAUAAGAAAAGCUAGAGCAAAUAAGGGCAACAGAACACCUGUGGCGAGUCCAUCAAUAGCAAAACUUGCAAAAGAUAAGGAUACACACAACUGCAGAGAUGCUUUUUUUGAAGACAGAGAGCUGAAAUAUAUGCAAAUCGAGAAGACCUAGAGAGAACAGAGGAAGACUUUUUCCCUCUAUUGUGAAGAUUUGUCAGCUCAAAUGUUCUGUGUUCUAUAUAUUGAAGGGGAUAUAAUUUUUUUUGUAUUUAUUGUGUGAUGGCAAUCUUCUAUAUUGUUGUAACACAGGAAAAAUUUAAGAAAGUUAAAAAAAUUAUUAUAGCAUAAAAAAUAUUGAAUAGAUUCUGUAUAUGUGACUAGAUAGUGAGGUAUUUAUUUAAACAUCAAAGUUUCUACCUUCUCUAGGCAAAUGUGUGUUUCAAAGAUUUCAUUUAAUUAAAUGUAUCUUUCAGGUAAAGCACUUUAGGUCUAUGACCAUCAUGAAUUUCAUAGCUAGCUCUUGAUAGAUCAUCUUCUGAACCUUUUUUCUUCCUUCUUCACCUGAGCUCACAAUUUCCUGCACAUAACUGGUUUUCCAUAGUUUAAAGAAUCUUUUCAAUACUUUGAUCCUCAUAAAAGGUGCAACAACACAAAUUGCCAUACAUGCAGGGCAUUUUCAUUAUUAAAAUACCAGAUGCUCUCAGCUAAGCCUGAAAAAGAUGAUUUAAAAUUCUUGGUAACUAUGGUUUGGAAAUUAAAUAAUACUAAGCUUUUUGAUAUUUUCUUUGAAAAGCAUUGUGGGCAUUUAAUUUCCUCAUGAUAUUGCUGGCACUACUUGGUUACUGUGCACUGUAUUCUGAUUUACAGUCUGGGGAUAAUACAAUUCUUUGGACAUUUAGGAAAAACAGCCCUUGCUUUAGAUUAUAAUUUUGUUUUCUUGGGAAUGGGAAAAGGAAAACAUACUUACUUCUAGGACAUGAAAUAACUGCACAUGUGAUUACAUAGAAAUGCUGAAGAAACCUGUUCUUCGUUCCCGUUUCACAAGUUAUUGUUGUCUGCAUUUUGCUAAGUGCUUAGCUUUUUGUGGGGGGGAUCAUACACAGGUGAAA
Messenger RNA from Zonotrichia leucophrys gambelii, 2047 nucleotides. RefSeq names its product programmed cell death 1 ligand 1-like. The record is from RefSeq and is a predicted model, not a curated record. The coding region runs from base 1 to 1110 and encodes 369 amino acids. Gene Ontology annotation, biological process: negative regulation of T cell proliferation; cell surface receptor signaling pathway; immune response. Lineage: Eukaryota; Metazoa; Chordata; Aves; Passeriformes; Passerellidae. Gene Ontology annotation, cellular component: external side of plasma membrane. The transcript is spliced from 9 exons.